AGGUCGAAAAGUUGCUGCAGGCUCUGGGACCUCAGACUCUUCCCGCCCCCCUCCCACCCAAUCCCCCACCGAUCGUUUCUUUCUCUUCCCUUCCCGCCUCGCGAGCGUCCAACAGGCAAACUGGCGCACCUCCUGCCAGCCCCUGCCAUGUACAGUCUCCUGGAGAGUGAGAUGAAAAGCCCGGUAGUCCAGGGGCCUCCGGCGGGAGCGGGCAGCACCGCAGCCCCCGGGGGCGCCGGCAAGAGCGGAGCGAACGCGGGAGGCGGGGGAGGGGGCGCCGGCAGCGGCGGCGGCGGCGGCGGCAGCAGUAGCGACCAGGACCGAGUGAAACGGCCCAUGAACGCUUUCAUGGUGUGGUCCCGGGGGCAGAGACGCAAGAUGGCCCUGGAGAACCCCAAGAUGCACAACUCGGAGAUCAGCAAGCGGCUGGGCGCCGACUGGAAGCUGCUGACAGACGCCGAGAAGCGGCCCUUCAUCGACGAGGCCAAGAGGCUGCGCGCCGUGCACAUGAAAGAGUACCCAGACUACAAAUACCGGCCCCGGCGGAAGACCAAGACGCUCCUGAAGAAGGACAAGUACUCCCUGCCCGGCAACCUGCUCCCCCCCGGCACCGCGGCCGUCAACAGCCCCGUCGGGGUGGGCCAGAGGCUGGACACGUACGCCCACAUGAACGGCUGGGCCAACGGGGCGUACUCGCUGAUGCCCGAGCAGCUCAGCUACACUCAGCACCCGGGCAUGAACAGCCCCCAGCUGCAGCAGAUGCACCGCUACGACAUGGCCGGCCUGCAGUACAGCCCCAUGAUGCCGGCCGCCCAGACCUACAUGAACGCCGCCGCCGCCGCCGCCGCCGCCUCGACCUACGGCGGCAUGUCUCCCGCCGCCGCGGCCGCCGCCUACGGCCAGCAGCCCGGCGCCGCCGCCGCCGCCGCCGCCGCCAUGAGCUUGGGCUCCAUGGGCUCCGUGGUGAAGUCGGAGCCCAGCUCCCCGCCGCCGCCCGCCAUCAGCGCCCACUCGCAGAGGGCUUGUCUGGGUGACCUGAGGGAUAUGAUCAGCAUGUACCUCCCGCCGGGGGGAGACGCCACAGACGCUUCGUCCCUGCAGGGCAGCCGAUUGCACAGCGUUCACCAACACUACCAAAGUGCCGGGACUGCGGUGAACGGCACCGUGCCACUGACUCAUAUCUGAGCCACCCGACCGGCCCAAAGCAAACCAGACGACGAGCCAGCAACCAUCCCUUGUGCCCUGCUCUUCACCUCCUCUCCCGCUGCAGCCUUGCCUUCCCGAGCAGCCUUCUCUGAAGUCGGGACUGCCUCCAGCUUCGCGUGCGUGGCCGAACCGAUCUGAACUAUCCAGUGACUUGGGGGAAAUACCGAGUAUCAGAUUUCUUUUCUAGUGCACAACUUUCCUCGCCCGCCGCCCCUCGCCCCUUCCCCUUCCCCCUCCUUUCCCCUUCCCCUUCCCCUAUGUUUGCUGGGCAUUUCUGUGAUGUUUGGAAAACAGCGAAGGCCUCCUCUUCCCCCUCCCCCUCCCUCUAGCUUAUCUAUCCGUAGUGCCAGUUCUUUGUGUUUAAUUCAAUAUCUCGCAUUGUCAGGUUUUGUUUUAGACGGGGAAUAAGUUGGGGAAGCAGGGAAACGGGGCCGACUGUUUACACUUGUUUAAAUAGUUCUCGCUUCCCCUAGUCUCGUUUAGCGUUCUAUCCCGAACAUUUUAGCGACUCGCUCCCCGUCUCCUCGCCUUGGGGUAAAAA
Molecule: messenger RNA, 1747 nt
Organism: Sarcophilus harrisii (Tasmanian devil)
Lineage: Eukaryota; Metazoa; Chordata; Mammalia; Dasyuromorphia; Dasyuridae
Gene: SOX3
Product: SRY-box transcription factor 3
Exons: 1
Coding region: 148-1185 (345 amino acids)
Biological process (GO): positive regulation of transcription by RNA polymerase II; negative regulation of transcription by RNA polymerase II; anatomical structure morphogenesis
Molecular function (GO): DNA-binding transcription factor activity, RNA polymerase II-specific; RNA polymerase II cis-regulatory region sequence-specific DNA binding
Source: RefSeq, a predicted model, not a curated record